Poecile atricapillus (Black-capped chickadee) is the source of this 4704-nucleotide messenger RNA. It is a transcript of the gene IL1R1, whose product is annotated as interleukin 1 receptor type 1. The coding region runs from base 493 to 2199 and encodes 568 amino acids. NCBI's taxonomy places the organism in Eukaryota, Metazoa, Chordata, Aves, Passeriformes, Paridae. Gene Ontology annotation, biological process: signal transduction; regulation of inflammatory response. The transcript is spliced from 13 exons. The record is from RefSeq and is a predicted model, not a curated record. Gene Ontology annotation, molecular function: interleukin-1, type I, activating receptor activity.
CCCGAGGGCGGUCCGGGGGAGGCGGCCGUGGCUCCCGGGCGAGGCGGACGGCGUUGUCCGUGUGCCCCGCUACGCGGAGCGGGCAGGGGCAGCCGGCGGGGAGCGCAGGGAGGUAUCAGGAGUUAAAAUGACUUAGAAAACUAUUCGAAGCAUGGACUGUGAAAUGAACUCCUUCCACUCAAUACUGAAAGAAGGUAAACUGAAAUGAUGACCUGCUUGUUGGCAAGUUACAGGAAAAGCACAUACAAGGCAACAAAAUAAGGACUGUGGUAUGAGGGUUUCGUCAGAUAAACUUUACCUGAAGGCUGUAAUGUUAAAUUAUUGAACUCUACACUGUGUGACCUACCCUAAUACCCCAGAACUUCUGCAUGUGAAAUGCUUCAAAAGAAGGAACUGCUGUGGCUUGUUUGCAAUUGAAGUGAAUUACAUUGGAUAGAAAAGAGUAAUGCAGGGUGCAGAGAGCAGUGCAUCUUGAACAGUUUUACCACACUAAUGGAAAAAACUUCCGGUUUGCAGGAAAAUAUGACAUCUAUGUUUUUGCUCAUUGGUCAUCUCAUUGUACUGAUACCUCUCUUCAGUGCUGAAGGUUGUGUUAUUUGUAAUUACUUUGUGCUCGUUGGAGAGCCUACAGCUAUUACUUGCCCAAUAAUUACAUUGCCAGUGCUUCACUCUGAUUACAAUUUGACGUGGUAUAAAAAUGGUAGUGCUACACCAGUGACCACAGAAAGAGAUGCCAGGAUCCACCAGCGAGAGGGCUUGCUUUGGUUUAUUCCUGCAAUGCUGGAAGAUUCUGGAAUUUAUGAAUGCAGUGUAAGGAGCCUUAACCACUCUAACAAAAAAACUAUAAAGUUAACAGUUUUUAAGAACGAUAACGGUUUGUGUUUUAAUGGAAAAAUGAAGUUUGAACAAAAAGUGAUGAGCACAAAAACUGGAAAAAUUAUAUGCCCUGAUCUAGAACAAUUUAAAGAUGAAGACAAUAAUCAGCCUGAAGUACACUGGUAUAAGGAGUGUAAACCUGGAUUUCUUGAAGACAAGCGACUUCUUUUGGCAGAGGGUGAAAAUGCUGUCUUGAUUCGUAAUGUAACUGCGCAAGACAGAGGAAACUACACGUGCCAUAUGGUAUACACAUAUAUGGGAAAACAAUAUAAUGUUUCAAGAACCAUAAGGCUAGAGGUUAAAGAAAAACCACUGCAGAUGCAACCAGAGUUUAUUUAUCCAAGGAACAAUACAAUUGAAGUAGAACUUGGCUCUCAUGUAGUUAUGGAAUGUAAUGUAUCAAGUGGCAUAAAUGGCUUGAUUCCAUUCUGGCAAGUUAAUGAUGAGGAUGUUGAUAUCUUUGAUGAAACCUACAGGGAACAGUUUUAUGAAGAGGGGUUGCCUCAUGGACUUGCUGUAUCUGGAACAAAAUUUAACAUUUCAAAAGUGAAAGUAAAGGACUAUGCUCAUAAAUUCUUCUGCCACUUCAUAUAUGGUUCUCAACAAUUUACAGCCUACAUCAAAUUGGAAUCCCCAGCUCGAAACAUUCAGGGAUACUUAAUUGGAGGAGGAAUUUCCUUGGUAUUUUUAGUAUUUUUUACUCUCUUUAUCUACAAGAUCUUCAAAAUUGAUAUUGUCCUUUGGUAUCGGGACUCCUGCCAUUCUUUCCAGGGGAAAAAAGUUUCAGAUGAGAAGAUCUAUGAUGCUUAUGUGGUGUAUCCAAAGAACAGAGAAAGUUGCUUGUAUUCAUCAGAUAUUUUUGCUCUGAAGAUACUGCCAGAGGUCUUAGAAAGACAGUGUGGAUAUAACCUCUUCAUACUUGGGAGAGAUGAUUUACCAGGAGAAGCUGUGAUCAGCGUUGCUGAUGAAAAAAUCCGUCAAAGUAGGAGAGUGAUAAUUGUUUUAGUACCAGAGCCCUCCUGUUACAGCAUACUGGAAGAUGAGUCUGAGAAGCAGCUAGCCAUGCAUAGUGCUCUUAUUCAAGACAGCAUUAAAGUAAUUCUCAUUGAACUUGAAAAAAUACAAGAUUAUGCAACCAUGCCGGAAUCCAUCAGAUACAUUAAGCAGAAGCACGGGGCUAUCCGAUGGAAAGGGAACGUCUCGGAAAGGUCCCACUCAGCAAGUACCAGAUUCUGGAAGAAAGUGCGCUACCAGAUGCCAUCCAGAAAAAGUGUCUCUUUAUUAGGAUUGCAUUUGUUACCAAAAGACUUGAAUUUGCCUUAAAUAACAAAUGAGAAAUGACACUUAAUGACUGAUCAGUUCACACAGUUGGUGAUGGAUGACUGAGGGUCACAUGUAUCUGUUUCGUGCAAUCUCAUACAGAUUUACUGGAGUGAAGGUACUACAGCUUCAUCUGCAGAUGGGAAUCUUUUUUUACUUCUGGCUGGACCAAGAGAACACCUUAAAAUAACAUCUGUAGCACUUGUAGGAAGUACACAAGUAUUUUUCCAAGAAUGAUUCUGUGAAAUUCCAUGGUAUUAAAAAUGAAAGGACAAAAAACUGUAAAAAAUUGAAACCAAUGAAGAAAAUUAGAUUUUUUUUUCUGUAAUUGAAGUUUUAAUAUGAAGGGAAUUACACUAAUUAUGGUUGUGAUAUUACAUAAUGUGCAUGGCUGAUGCCAGUAAAUAUUUGUUUCUUUUUUUUUUGUUUAAAUGAAAUGACACAAACCUUUUCUUUGUUACAAGUUUGUUAUUUGCUUUGUUCAGUUUGUGGAAAGAUAAAUUCCCGUAUUACUGCAUCAGUGUGUUACCGUCCAGGAGAAAAGGUAAGAGACAAUACCAGCCCUCCAAAAGUGCUGUUGAACCUGAUAAAGCUUAAAUACUCUUCCCUGAUCUUUUUUACAUUUGAAAGAUCAAUGCCAUUUGAAUCAAAAAAUUAAUCUCUAGAGAACUUUUUAUUUCCAGUUAAAUGGCUUAAUCCAUUUAUUUACCCAAGUGAAACAACUGGCUAAUGACACAGAGUCUGUCAUGGGGGUACAGGAUGAUUGACUUUAUCCAGCUUACAUUAAGGACCACAUCAAGGGGCAGAGAGAGAUUCCCAUGUUCCCCCUUACAGCAGCUUCCUUUUCACGUUUCCCUCUGCUCUGGUAUGUAAAGAAUCUGAGAUGACUGUGCUAGAGGCUGCAGUCACAGCUUUCCAAACAAAAGGGAUGGGAAAUUGUGUAAAAUAUUGAAUCCUUUCUCUUUUGUUUUAAAAUAUUUUUAAUAGUAUUUGAUAUGCCCCAAGUGUUAACUCUGAAGUUAUGUUUGACUUUUAUGCAGUGAUGUAGUUUGCAAUUAUCUGUUCUUUUUUUGGGGCAGGGAAUUGAUUUGAUUGAUUAAAAACAUUCAUCAGACCUCUUUAAUGCUAUGUUUAUAGCUAUUCAUUUUAUAGAAACAGGAGAUGAGAGGCAAAUUGCCCAUGUAAUUUCAGUCUGUCCUUGAAAGUUACCCUUUUAUUAGAUUUUGAGAUCUUGUAUAGGGAAGUCUCAAGAAUUGGCUGUUACUGCUGCUUGCAACUCUGAAUUUGUGUCCUGACAGCUUCUUUCUUGCAGCACCUUUUGUUCUCCUCCCAUUCAAACUCCAACCUAUAUUUUCUCUUGCAGCUCCUUUAUUUUGAAAUAAGCAACUUGCUUUUGUGUCAAACUCCAUCACUUUCCAAGCUCUUCCAGGAGGCUGUUGCUAAUACAGUCAGUAUUAGGCAGAAUUUUUCCCUCUGGUAUCUCCACUUGUUUGUCUGGAAAAAAUAAUGUUCUGCAACCUUCAGAAUUCAUCUUUUCAUUUACAAAAAUGUUGGCUUUUCUUCUUUCAUGGCUCAAGCAGUAUUCUUAUGUCUCUAUACUCAAAUCUCUUCUGGCUGAUAAGUGACAAAAACAGUGGAAGUAGGUUCUUCUCCCACCUAAAUUACUUUGGUUUCCUCAGUGUGUGCUGGAAACUUGAAAUAGUGCUUUUGAGAGACAGUGCCUUCUGAGUUUUUUGAGUUAUGUGUGUGUUUGGCCAGAAUGGAAUAAGAAUCCCUUCAUCUCAAGAAGAGGAAGGAGUGCAUUUGAAAUGUCAGACUAAUUCAAACUCAAGUAUUUUAUUGAUGAAUGUCAUGUAUGACCUAUGCAGAUGCUCAUAGUCUUUUCUCAUUCUGUGUUUUAGUCACAAGAGAAGUGUCAAGGGAGGAUCAGUCCUAGUCAUGAAGCCACAUUUACUUAGAUGUUAUGCAGUGUGCCUUUAAAUAUGGUGUGUGUUCAGUAGCAGCCUGUUGUAGGGUAAAAAGGCCUUGAGAUCCAUCUGAACAAGGCUAAUUGUUACAGUUCACAUUGAUAGAAGAAUCAAAUAAGACAGAAGCUGUGUGGUUUGGUCACAAAACUCUUCUUUAAGGAGAUCCCUGUAUCAAAUGGGAAGACCAGACACUGGCAUUAUGGUAUUUGUACUCUGAGAACUAGGGUGUAACACUGACUUUGUGUUUUCAUCUUGACAGCUCAAGUAUGCAGGCCAGCCAACAGAGUUCCAGUGACCUCAAUCCUCCUAAUUACUUCUGCUGACUGGAAGAGACUGAAAGGAGAACUGCUACUUGUUAUCCCUGACUUUCGGAAUGGAAGGUUAUUUUGCUGAGCCAAAAUAGUGUUUUUAAAAAAGUAUUUAUUCCUUUUGAUGUAUUUAUACAAAUGAUGCUAAAGUUUUCAUGUGUGUUAUGUAAAGGCACUUUGAGGAAGAGUCCAUUUAAAAAUUUAAUAAAGGCACUACAUAUUUUUUUCAUACA